AUGUCCUCCGCCGACCGGGAAUACAUCGAGUUCUACGCACUCAGCACCGCGGCGACAAUGUUCGCCAACUGCAGCAUCUCCCUCCUCGCCGCCGGAAUGCAAAUAUUCAUGUUCAUCUACGGCCUCUCAACCUUCCUCUCCACCCUCCCCUCCCUUCGCAAAGGCCGCCUCCGCUACAUCAUCAUCAGCGGGACCAUCCUCGUCCUAUCCGUAACCGGCACCGGGCUGGAUCUCUACGUCACCUUCAAGCAGCUCUACUACUCUGGCCCCGGUAUCGAGUUUAUUCGGUACAAGCAGACGACUGGGGAUGCUUUGUUGCUCUACAGGUGCUACAUAAUCUGGAGAGACGUCAAAUGGUUAUUCGCCCCUCUCAUCGUAAUGUUCACCGCCUUCAUCGCCAUCGUCACCACAAACAUCGUCCGCAUAUCAACCGGCAUCUCUCUCAGCUCCCGCGCCCAAAUCCAACUCUCUCUCAGACUCUCAACAGUCGCCAUAAUCCUCACAGUCGCACUAAACGCCACCGCCACCGCUCUCAUCGCCUACAAACUCAUCCGAGCACAGCGGACCUUCGCCUCCACCCUCCCGGGGCGGAGUACCUCGGUGUACCAAUCCGCCGUGCGGAUAUUGAUCGAGGCUGCCAUUCCUCUAACUCUGUUUGGACUGCUACAAGUCUUUUUCAAUGUCCUGUUUUAUUCCCCGACGAUAUCUGGCGUUGAGAAACCCAACCGGGCAUUUUCGGCGGCUUCGUCUGUAUUUGGAGCGUUAUACGCCAGUUUCGCUGCACUCUCCCCACAAAUGAUAAUCUUCAGAAUAACAACAGGCCGCUCCUUCGUGCAGAACCACGAGGUUCAUUCUUCACUGGGCCCCGCCAGCGGUCCUCGCGAACAAUUCUCCCAACCCAUCGUCUUCAACAAACCUCCUCCCACUCUCGAUACCUCAUUAAGCUUUGUGGAAACUGGCUCAGCUGUUAGCCGUUUAGAGAACGGUACACACCGGGGCGAGGUGGAUAUCAGGUCUGAGAAGCCGUUUUGA
Molecule: messenger RNA, 1032 nt
Organism: Coprinopsis cinerea okayama7#130
Lineage: Eukaryota; Fungi; Basidiomycota; Agaricomycetes; Agaricales; Psathyrellaceae
Exons: 6
Coding region: 1-1032 (343 amino acids)
Source: RefSeq, a predicted model, not a curated record